Molecule: messenger RNA, 3291 nt
Organism: Sinocyclocheilus anshuiensis
Lineage: Eukaryota; Metazoa; Chordata; Actinopteri; Cypriniformes; Cyprinidae
Gene: stat3
Product: signal transducer and activator of transcription 3 (acute-phase response factor)
Exons: 24
Coding region: 223-2643 (806 amino acids)
Biological process (GO): signal transduction; regulation of DNA-templated transcription
Molecular function (GO): DNA-binding transcription factor activity; DNA binding
Source: RefSeq, a predicted model, not a curated record
AAAGUCCUGUCAAUCAAUGAGAAACUGGAAAUGUGCAGCCCAUUUUCGCAUAGACCGCUGUAGACUGCGCGUUUGUAGUGACGGAAAAGUUGGAAAAGGUGUUUUUAGAAAAGCGUAUAGUCUCUUAAACGGUAGUUAUUAACGUCAAUAACGUGUUGACUGUGCUUAUAUCGGCGGGGGACGUUUUCUCAGAAACCUUGAACGACACACGGAGGGGUCAACAUGGCCCAGUGGAAUCAGUUACAGCAGUUGGAGACGCGGUAUCUGGAGCAGCUGUAUCACCUGUACAGUGACAGCUUCCCUAUGGAGCUGCGGCAGUUCUUGGCCCCCUGGAUCGAGAGCCAGGACUGGGCGUAUGCGGCCAACAAGGAGUCUCACGCCACGCUUGUGUUCCAUAACCUGCUGGGGGAGAUCGAUCAGCAGUACAGCCGCUUCCUGCAGGAGAACAAUGUCCUGUACCAACACAACCUGCGGCGCAUCAAACAGCACCUGCAGAGCAAGUAUCUGGAGAAGCCCAUGGAGAUCGCCCGCAUCGUGGCCCGCUGCCUGUGGGAAGAGCAGCGUCUGCUGCAGACGGCCACCACUGCACAGCAGGAUGGCCAGGUUGCCCAUCCCACUGGCACUGUGGUGACAGAAAAACAGCAGAUACUGGAACACAACCUGCAGGAUAUUAGGAAGAGAGUACAGGAUAUGGAGCAGAAGAUGAAGAUGUUGGAAAAUCUGCAAGAUGAUUUUGACUUCAACUACAAAACUCUUAAAAGUGCUGGAGAGUUGUCCCAGGACCUGAAUGGAAACAGCCAGGCAGCAGCCACCAGGCAGAAGAUGUCUCAGCUGGAGCAGAUGCUGAGUGCUCUGGAUCAGCUGAGGAGGCAAAUAGUGACUGAGAUGGCAGGGCUGCUGUCUGCCAUGGACUUUGUGCAGAAGAAUCUGACAGAUGAAGAACUGGCCGACUGGAAGAGGAGACAGCAGAUCGCCUGCAUUGGAGGACCACCGAACAUCUGCCUGGACCGCUUAGAGACAUGGAUCACCUCUUUGGCUGAGUCACAGUUGCAGAUAAGACAGCAGAUCAAGAAACUGGAGGAGCUUCAACAGAAGGUCUCCUACAAAGGAGAUCCGAUUAUUCAACACCGCCCAGCUCUGGAGGAGAAGAUCGUAGACCUGUUCCGCAGCCUUAUGAAGAGUGCGUUUGUUGUUGAGAGGCAGCCUUGUAUGCCCAUGCACCCUGACCGACCACUUGUCAUCAAAACAGGAGUUCAGUUCACCACCAAAGUCAGGUUACUUGUGAAAUUCCCAGAGUUGAAUUACCAGCUGAAAAUAAAAGUGUGUAUUGACAAGGAGUCAGGUGACGGGGCAGCCAUCCGAGGUUCACGAAAGUUCAACAUCCUUGGCACCAACACGAAGGUGAUGAACAUGGAGGAAUCCAACAAUGGCAGCCUGUCAGCAGAGUUCAAACAUCUGACUCUUCGAGAGCAGAGAUGUGGCAAUGGAGGCCGAACCAACAGUGACGCGUCUCUGAUAGUGACCGAAGAACUGCAUCUGAUCACGUUUGAGACAGAGGUCUACCACCAAGGACUAAAGAUCGACCUUGAGACACAUUCUCUCCCAGUGGUGGUCAUCUCUAAUAUCUGUCAAAUGCCAAACGCAUGGGCGUCCAUCCUGUGGUACAACAUGCUGACCAACCAUCCUAAGAACGUGAAUUUCUUCACCAAACCUCCAGUAGGAACGUGGGAUCAGGUGGCUGAGGUGCUCAGCUGGCAGUUUUCAUCCACAACCAAGAGAGGACUUACCAUCGAGCAGCUCACCACACUUGCAGAGAAACUUCUGGGUCCUUGUGUAAACUACUCUGGUUGCCAGAUCACAUGGGCCAAGUUCUGCAAAGAAAACAUGGCAGGAAAAGGUUUCUCAUUCUGGGUGUGGCUAGACAACAUUAUCGACCUAGUGAAGAAAUAUAUUUUGGCUCUAUGGAAUGAAGGGUAUAUUAUGGGCUUCAUCAGUAAAGAAAGAGAGAGGGCAAUCCUGAGCCCAAAGCCUCCUGGGACAUUCCUGCUGCGCUUCAGUGAAAGCAGCAAAGAGGGAGGCAUUACCUUCACCUGGGUCGAGAAGGACAUCAAUGGUAAGACCCAGAUCCAGUCGGUUGAACCGUACACUAAGCAGCAGCUCAACAGUAUGUCUUUCGCUGAGAUCAUCAUGGGCUACAAGAUCAUGGAUGCCACCAACAUCCUCGUCUCGCCGCUAGUCUAUCUCUACCCCGAUAUCCCCAAGGAGGAGGCGUUUGGCAAGUACUGCCGCCCCGAGGCCCAGCCUGACACUGAAUUCCCUGAUCCUGGAUGUGUAAUUCAGCCUUACCUGAAGACCAAGUUCAUCUGUGUCACCCCGUGUCCUUCCGUCUUCAUGGACUUCCCAGACAGUGAGCUGCUUGGAAACGGCUUCCCUGGGACUAACUCUGGCAACACAAGCGAUUUGUUCCCAAUGUCCCCUCGUACACUCGACUCUCUCAUGCACAAUGAAGCUGCCGAGGCCAACCCAGGACCACUGGAAUCUCUCACUCUGGACAUGGAGAUGAGCUCUGAUCAUCCCUCGCCAAUGAGAGAAGGGUUUGCAGCCUCCACAGUCUCAGAUAUGGAUACCUGCCGAAAUGCUUAGUUUUCCAUCAUUUUAGUGUGUUUUUUUUAUUUUAUUUCUAUUGAAUAAUCAUGUACAUAACGCUUAGGUGCUACAGCUUCUCUGUUUUUACAGUCAUAGCCAAAAGUGAGCAAACACGCUAAUAUUUUAACCUUCAUCCUUGUAUCAAUAUUCAAUUGAGCUCAUUCAAUGGUUAAGAUGUUAUUUGCCUUUUUUGUAGGAAUGUGAGGCCUUCAAGACGAUUUUUUUGACCUUUGUCAAUGUAAGCGUGAAUAUUAAGGCUCUUUAACAUGUUUAAUCGCAGACAUUUGGCCUUUGACUUGUAUUUCAUUGAAUGUCCACUGGUGUUAGCAAACAUGAAACAUAUUUUGAGCUGUUAGCAUAGCGCCAGUGAAUUCUUUGUUCUUUAUGUUGAUCUUUGGAAAUGAGUGAGAAGGGGUGUAAACUUCACGGUAGUAUUGAUGGAAUGGAUUGGUACAGAAGUAUCAUUUAUGGUGAGAUCAUAAGUUGUAAAGUAAGUUUGUGCAUGCAGGUCUAUAAUGUCCCUUUUAACUUCUGGUUCACGUGAAUAUACUGUAUUUUAAUGUUGAUGAAAAAUAUUUUACUCUUUUAUUGGAUGUCUUUGGGAAGUGAAUGGAAGAAGAUAAAUAUAUAUAUGAAUAUACAUUA